Molecule: messenger RNA, 774 nt
Organism: Penicillium argentinense
Lineage: Eukaryota; Fungi; Ascomycota; Eurotiomycetes; Eurotiales; Aspergillaceae
Product: chromo domain-containing protein
Exons: 5
Biological process (GO): negative regulation of transcription by RNA polymerase II; chromatin organization
Cellular component (GO): pericentric heterochromatin; nucleus
Molecular function (GO): chromatin binding
Source: RefSeq, a predicted model, not a curated record
AUGCUUCCUCUCGUGGAGGAUUGGUCGGACGAGGAGUCGGGCGACAUCCCAUUCAACGAUGCGCCUGAGCAGCAAUACGAUGACAAUAACACGGCUGAGGCCUCCGGCGACGACGACGAUGAGGGAGAUGAGGAUGACGAAGUCUUUGUCGUCGAUGAAAUCAAGGAUCACCGCUUCGAUGCAGUUGAUGGUACUCUGUGGUUCCAUGUGAAAUGGAAGGGCUACCCGAAGCUUGAAGACCAUACUUGGGAACCUGAACCGAACUUAGAGGAUGUCCCCGAUAUACUGAAAACUUAUUUUGACAAGAGUGGUGGGCGACCUGAGAAGCCACCCGCCAAGGGCCCUGGUAGAGGUGCCCCCGGUAGAAAGCGCAAGUCAAUGGGGGAGAAGAAGGAAGCUUCGCCCGCUGGAUCCACGGACUCGAAGAGGCGGCGUCGAUCCGCCCCCAAAACCCAGACGAAAUCGAAGGCCGACCCUACCCCCAAGACCGAACCCAAAAAUGUGGAUAGUACACCCGCAGAAACCGACGAGGAAGAGCCAUCCGAUUGGGUUCCCAAGGGCAAAAGCUGGGAGAAGGAUAUCCAGUCGGUAGAUACAAUCAUCAGGGAUGCGGAUGACAAUGGGCUGUACGCCCUUCUACACUGGACCAACGGCAAACGCUCACGGGUGCCAACUGCAAGCUGUUACGAAAAGUGCCCGCGGGCCAUGUUGCAGUUCUAUGAAACCCACCUGCAAGUCCAACCUCCAUCGUUCGUUGAGACAAGUGCUAAUUCU